Mesitornis unicolor (brown roatelo) is the source of this 1152-nucleotide messenger RNA. RefSeq names its product c-Maf inducing protein (gene CMIP). The record is from RefSeq and is a predicted model, not a curated record. NCBI's taxonomy places the organism in Eukaryota, Metazoa, Chordata, Aves, Mesitornithiformes, Mesitornithidae. The coding region runs from base 7 to 1152 and encodes 381 amino acids. The transcript has 10 exons. Gene Ontology annotation, cellular component: nucleoplasm; cytosol.
GGGUACAUGGAAAACUCCAUUUCCUACAGUGCUAUUGAAGAUGUUCAACUGCUCUCCUGGGAGAAUGCCCCCAAGUACUGUUUACAGCUCACAAUCCCAGGGGGAACUGUCUUACUGCAGGCUGCAAACAGUUACCUGAGGGAUCAGUGGUUCCAUUCCUUGCAGUGGAAGAAAAAGAUUUACAAGUACAAGAAGGUGCUCAGUAACCCCAGCCGCUGGGAGGUGGUGUUGAAGGAGAUCAGGACGCUGGUGGACAUGGCACUGACAUCUCCACUUCAGGAUGACUCUAUUCACCAAGCACCACUGGAGAUUGUCUCAAAACUGCUCUCGGAGAACAACAACUUAACCACUCAAGACCACGAGAGCAUUAUUGUGGCAAUUGCACCUUUGCUGGAAAACAACCAUCCUCCUCCUGACCUCUGUGAAUUCUUCUGCAAGCACUGCCGAGAGCGCCCACGGUCCAUGGUUGUGAUAGAAGUGUUCACACCGGUGGUGCAGAGGAUCCUCAAACACAACAUGGAUUUUGGGAAAUGCCCUCGGUUGCGGCUGUUUACUCAGGAGUAUAUUCUGGCUUUGAAUGAGCUGAAUGCUGGAAUGGAGGUGGUGAAGAAGUUUAUUCAUAGCAUGCAUGGUCCAACUGGACAGUGCCCACAUCCCAGGGUCCUGCCAAAUCUUGUAGCUGUCUGCUUAGCAGCCAUUUAUUCGUGUUAUGAGGAAUUUAUCAACAGUCGAGACAAUUCGCCGAGCCUGAAGGAAAUUCGGAAUGGCUGCCAGCAGCAGUGUGACCGAAAGCCGAAUCUCCCCCUCCGCCUUCUUCACACGAGUCCUGACCUGGUCUCUCAAGAGGCCACCUUGACUGAGUCGCGUCUCAAACCAGUUAUUGUCACUUCGAAUGAGAUCCACGUGGAAGUGGAGCACAACAACACAGCUAAUCAGAAGAUGACAGCCAAUGUUGGCAGUGACAGCGAGCCCAACCUGAUUGACUGCUUGAUGGUCAGUCCUACCUGCAGCACCAUGAGCAUCGAGCUGAGUGCCCAGGCAGACAGAAUCCUUGGCUGUUAUGUUGAAAUACUCAAGAUGCUGUCAGACUAUGAUGACUGGAGACCAGCCCUGGCCAGCUUGCUUCAGCCUAUCCCAUUUCCCAAGGAGUAA